AUGCAGCUCUCCCACCUCUUGGCUCUUGUUGGCGCCGCCGCACUCGCCGCGGGCCACCCCAUAUCCACCAACAACAACAACAACAGCGAGCACAGAGCGGACGCGGCCAACACCGCCGUCCUCCCCAUCAAUGCGCGCCCAUCUCAUGGCGUGGGUAGAGACACACCCGCAGGUGCCGAGAGCGAGGGAUCCCAGAAACGCGCUUUCUACUACACCAACUACGCGACUGCAAGCCAGAACAGACCUGGCGCGGUCAACACCGCCGUCCUCCCCAUCAAUGCACCCCCAUCUCAGGGCGUGGAUAGAGAGACAUCCGCAGGUGCCGAGAGCGAGGGCGCCCGGAAACGCGCUUUCUACUACACCAACUACGCGACUCCGAGCCAGACCGCGGACGGCGAGGGAGACGGCCAGCCCCUGGCCAACGCCGAGAGAGAAAAGCUCGCACAACCCCUCUACUUCUACGCCGGCUAUGCGACUCCAACCCCGACCGUGGACGGCGAGGGAGACGGAAACCCCGAGCGCAAGCUCAAGGCGGCCCCCGAGAAACGCCAAUUCAGCUACUCCUACAACGGCAUCCCGGCGCCUGCACGCCAAACCGUUAACUAG
Aspergillus mulundensis is the source of this 606-nucleotide messenger RNA. RefSeq lists its product as uncharacterized. The transcript has a single exon. Bases 1 to 606 code for a protein of 201 amino acids. NCBI's taxonomy places the organism in Eukaryota, Fungi, Ascomycota, Eurotiomycetes, Eurotiales, Aspergillaceae. The record is from RefSeq and is a predicted model, not a curated record.